Coffea eugenioides is the source of this 1311-nucleotide messenger RNA. Its product is annotated as probable F-box protein At4g22030. The record is from RefSeq and is a predicted model, not a curated record. The coding region runs from base 1 to 1311 and encodes 436 amino acids. The transcript has a single exon. NCBI's taxonomy places the organism in Eukaryota, Viridiplantae, Streptophyta, Magnoliopsida, Gentianales, Rubiaceae.
AUGGCAUCUCUUCAAGCUUCGGCUUUUAUAUUCCACUCGACAUCUCCCUGUCCUUUGUUCAGGCUUCACCAGAAGCGAACACUAAAGGCGAUUCUUGAUCAAGUCCCUCAACCGGGGUCAUCAAACGGCCGCAAUGGACGAUCGGGGGCGGCGAAGCUGGCCAGGGACUCUAUGUCUUUGACCACUGCAACUACUCAUGAUCAGAAACAUGAGGCCAGCUCCAAUAAUAACAGAAAAUUGAACAACAUCCAUGCUGAUGCUGAUGGCACUGAUGAUACUAUGAUAGUAAUGGCAAAGCUCUAUGUAAUUUUGGAGGCAGUUGCAGAUAGAGUGGUGAUGCACAAGAAUAUUGGCAAGCAGAGAGAAAAUUGGAACAGCCUACUUUUGGCAUCCAUCAAUGCAAUAACUCUUGCUGCUGUAACAAUGUCUGCUAUUGCUGCAACAAGUGCGGAUGGUGCCGGUGCUCCUGUUACAGCCUUAAAACUGUCGUCUACUAUUAUGUUUGUUGCAGCAACUGGGAUGCUGUCGAUAAUGAAUAAAAUCCAACCAUCCCAACUUGCAGAAGAGCAACGAAAUGCCGCAAGAUUAUUUCAACAGUUGCACAAUCAAGUCCAAAUACUUAUAAACAUUGGAAAUCCUAGUGAAAAUGAUGUGAAGGAAACAAUAGAGAAAGUUUUAGCUGUUGAUAAGGCAUUUCCGCUUCCUCUCCUUGGUGUCAUGCUUGAAAAAUUCCCACGUAUGGUAGCACCAGCAGUUUGGUGGCUUCGACAGCAGCCAGGGCAAGCUGAGGAGCUGACCACUAAGAUGGAAUGCUCCAAUGGCUGGAACGUAAAACUCGAGAAGGAAAUGGAAACAAUUCUUGAGGUUAUAAGGAGAAAAGAUAAAGCAGAAUAUCUGAGGCUGGGCGGAAAAGCCUUGAAACUGAACAAAGUGUUGGCUAUAAGUGGUCCUGUAUUAACAGGGCUAGCAGCCAUUGGUUCUGCUUUCACGGGAUCUCCUUCUCAUGGGUUUUGGGCAGCUAUGCUAGGAGUUGUAGGUGGUGCGUUGGCAAGCAUUGUUAACACAGUAGAGCAUGGAGGACAAGUUGGAAUGGUUGUCGAGAUGUACAGGACCAAUGCUGGUUUCUUUCAACUCAUGGAACAAACUAUAGAAGCUAAUAUGAUGAAUAAACAGGAAAACGGUGAAUUAUUUGAAACGAAGGUGGCUUUGCAAUUAGGAAGGAGCCUAUCAGAUCUUAGAGAUCUUGCACCUUCCUCUUCUUCUUCCAAUGGAGAAGAGCAUGUCGAGGAGUUUGCUUGCAAACUUUUCUGA